Messenger RNA from Anastrepha ludens (Mexican fruit fly), 848 nucleotides. RefSeq lists its product as uncharacterized. Gene Ontology annotation, cellular component: nucleus. Bases 81 to 848 code for a protein of 255 amino acids. NCBI's taxonomy places the organism in Eukaryota, Metazoa, Arthropoda, Insecta, Diptera, Tephritidae. The record is from RefSeq and is a predicted model, not a curated record. The transcript has 3 exons.
UUUUUCUACGACAAGUUUUUGUAAGCGGAAAAUCCACGAAAAAUUGAAAUAAAUUAAAAUAAAGUGAAAAAAUUAUAAAAAUGUCCAAAAUAACAACAAGGCAACAGUAUGCGGCUUUGCUGGAGUUGCUGCAAGAAAAGCCCUCUAUGGCACACGGCUUUUCAAAGUGCUCUAAGGAAGAAGCGUCAGAGUUUUGGAAAAAGGUGGCGGAGGAGCUUAACAGCAUGGGCCCACCUCAGAAAGACAUCACUAGCUGGAAAAAGGUAUGGCUAGACUGGAAGGCGUAUAUUAAAAGGAAGCUAGCGGAAAACAAAAUAGAACAGAGGGCUACUGGUGGCGGUCGAAACAGGCAGCACCAUUUCAAUGAAAUGGAGGAAGCUGUCAUCCGAUUGACUGCACUAGAGACUAGCACGAAUGGAAUUGAAAACACUGUGAGUGUUGGGCUACCUGUUGCAGGCGAUUCUGAAGCUGAGAUCGGGGCUGACGUGUCAAUGACGUCAUCGAGCCGCAGUCCAGCACUUCCGAGACGUAUUUCCUCUGCGCGCAAACCAACUGAUACAAGUAUAGCAGAAGUACUUCAAGACCAUUUUUUGCUUCAAAAGGAAUUUCAGGAAAAGACCAUAGCACACUAUUCAAUACAGGAACAAAAGCUGGAAGAUAUUUGUUCCGGUAUACGACGAUUAUACCUAGCAAAGGAAAGGCACUACGACCUGAAGAAUGCAGAAGUGGAAGAAACCCAUAGACACAACCAAUCCAUGGAAGAUUUGAUCAAUGCUAAAAAUUCAAUAAAAAAACAAAUGUUAUUAGUUGAGCAAAAAAGCUUAAAUGUGAUUUCCAAAAACAACUGA